Lachnellula hyalina is the source of this 879-nucleotide messenger RNA. RefSeq names its product N-acyl homoserine lactonase (gene aiiA). NCBI's taxonomy places the organism in Eukaryota, Fungi, Ascomycota, Leotiomycetes, Helotiales, Lachnaceae. The transcript is spliced from 2 exons. The coding region runs from base 1 to 879 and encodes 292 amino acids. The record is from RefSeq and is a predicted model, not a curated record.
AUGGCAACAACCGAUAUCCAAAUCCAAAUCCUUCAAACCGGAACCAUCACCGUCCGCCCAUCACUCUACACGCAGCCCCACACGCGCUCCCCCCUCCUCCGCCUCCUCCACAUCCUCACCGAUCGCCAAUGGCGCUCCCCCUCCCUGCCCGUCUACACGUUCCUCAUCACCCACCCCACCGAGGGCCGCAUCCUAUUUGACACUGGCAUGUCGCCCUCCUGCAACGGCCCCGGCUAUUUUGCUUGGUGGUUCCCGGCCAUAAAAUUCAUGUCCCGGCUCUCCAUCACCCCGGACCAGAGCAUCGGCACGCAGCUGCUUGAACGUGGCAUAGGUCCGGGCGAUCUCACAGCCGUGGUGCUGUCGCACCUGCACCACGACCACAGCGGCGGUCUGAGCGACGUAGCAGGCGCGCCCGUAUUGAUGAGUAAAGAGCACUGGGAAGCGUUCCAGUCCCCCACGGCGGCGACGCUGUCAGGGGCAGCGCCGAAUCACUGGCCGCGGGAUUUCGCGCCAGAUUUUCUGCAGGCAACGGGAGGGCCGGUGGGGCCGUUUGAGAAGAGCUAUCCGGUUACGGCGGAUGGGAGGGUGGUUGCUGUUGAGACGCCGGGACAUAUGCGGGGUCAUGUGUCGCUGGUCGUGUUUGGAGAUGAGGCGACGACGUAUUUUUUGACGGGCGAUGCGACGUAUGAUUUGGAGAGUUUGGAUGCGGAGGGGACGGAUGGCGCGAAUGAUGAUCCGGUGGGGGCGGUCGAGACGGUUAGGAAGAUUAAGCAGUUGGCGAGGGAGAGGCCGUUGGUUGUGCUGCCUUCUCAUGAUCUUGGGUCGAGGCAGAGGUUGGAAGAGAAGAUAGCGUAUAAGCCUUCCAACACGGGAUUCUAA